Messenger RNA from Sclerotinia trifoliorum, 1236 nucleotides. The record is from the annotation of a GenBank genome assembly. Lineage: Eukaryota; Fungi; Ascomycota; Leotiomycetes; Helotiales; Sclerotiniaceae.
UAUAUGACGAUAUUGUUGAAAUUAGCAGGUAGCUUGAAGUAUAUAUGAGUAAUGGAUCUCUCCGAGUUUGGAAUAUCAGUCUCAUCUCAAUCCAUCUCCUUCUUUUCAUUCCCAUUCUUUCCUAAUCCUUCUCAUUGUGACUUCUUUCCACAUACGUCUAAUCCAAUCCAUUCCUACCUGCAUAACCCACCACAAGCAAUGUAUUCACCCAUCUCCCUUCUAACACUCCUCCCACUUCUCCCCUUCACCCUCGCCAUCCCAGCUGCUCUCCCCAUCCCCAUCCCCUCACCCGAAGUCUCCACCAUCAACGCCAUGAACUCCAGUACAACCUGCACCGACAUCCACAUCAUAACCGCCCGCGCAUCCACCGAAGCCCCCGGCGAAGGAAUAAUCGGUACCCUUGCCUCCGCCAUCGAACUCGGCACAAAGCAAUCCGUAACCCGAACUUCAGUUUCUUAUCCUGCGCUGCUGGAUCCCUAUCCGUCUAGUGUGGCUAGUGGUGUUGCGGCUAUGAAGACUGAUUUGAUUGCGGCGGUAGAAGCGUGUCCGGAGCAGAAAAUUGUUUUGUUGGGGUAUUCGCAGGGUGGUGGGUUGAGGGGUUUCUUUGUUUCGUGUUUUUUCCUUCUUCUUUUUCGGGGGAGGGUAGAGUUGUAGGAUGAUGGUUUACAGAUUGAUGGUUUUGGUUUUGGUUUGAUAUAGGAUAUAGUACUAAUAUGAUUCGUCUAGCGGAAUGCAUCAGUGAUACCCUCGGCGGAGGCGGAGGUGGACUCCUAGGUACCAAAACCCCAGCAGUCGAUUACGCAAAAUACGGAUCCCACGUCAAGGCAGCCAUUGUGGUAAAUAAAAAACGAAUCCCCAUCUCACCUCUUCCUCCCCCAUCCUCCAUCCCCCUUCCCUCAAUCCCUGAACCUCCCAAAAAUAAAAAUAAACACCGCUGCUAAUAACCACCCCUCAAAUAGAUGGGCGAUCCCCGCUACAUGACCAACCAGCAAUCAUUCCACGUAGGAACCUGUUUUCAAAAUGGACUCUUUCCGCGCUCGAGCGAUCAAUCGUCUUCUUUGGCAAGUUAUUCGUCGAUUCUUAAGUCGUAUUGUGAUUUUGGAGAUCCGUUUUGUUGCUCGGGUGGGGAUAUGCUGGAGCAUUUGACUUAUGUUGUUAAGUAUAAUGAGAUGGCUGUGAGUUUUGUUUUGGGGAUGAUUGGGUAGGGGUUUUUGGGGGUUGAGGGAGGGUGGGGAG